Dichomitus squalens LYAD-421 SS1 is the source of this 2163-nucleotide messenger RNA. RefSeq lists its product as uncharacterized. The coding region runs from base 927 to 1256 and encodes 109 amino acids. The record is from RefSeq and is a predicted model, not a curated record. The transcript is spliced from 3 exons. Lineage: Eukaryota; Fungi; Basidiomycota; Agaricomycetes; Polyporales; Polyporaceae.
GUAGCAAUACACAUGAAAAGAAAAGGGGAGUGGAACAAGCACGAUAUCGUGUUUCAUCAGGAGUUCGUGACAUCUCCCGAGUUGGAGAUACGGACCAACGAGCCUGGGUUCAUAGGCGCCUAGCGGACUAUAAACCGGUCCCGCACGCUUGCGAAUGAGGACAGCGGGCCACAGUCGGAACAACACCGUCAUCUUACAGGCCGAUAUUGCGGCGACAGUUGCACGCCACAAAUCCUGUCGGUCCUACAGACUCACCCGCUCCACGCAUGGGCCUUGUGCACAGCAAGAGUGCAUAUUGCAUGCCACGAAAGGAAAUGUCUGGCCGGGUAUACACCAUAUGGUUCGAUAGACGACUGCCGCUCUGGACCCCCUUUCACGUUCGGAGGCUCCUUUGCACCACUGCCUGCCCUUCUGUUCGCCCCGCCAGCUAUGAGGGAUCCCCUCAACCCCCGCACAGACUGAUUUGCAAUGUGGCAAGCCACCUCCUCAUCCGCUGCAGUCACGACAACGGGACAAGCCCGCCCCAUUCGCAAAUCUCGCUAAAGGUUUCCCAAACCUUCAAAACCCCGGUCCUCCAGGUCCAUGUGGUCACCUGCGAUGGUCGCUUGCACGCGGUAGACAUCCUCGCAGUCCGCGAGUAUGCUAUCGACCCGCGAUAUCGGAUUGGAACGAGACCCAGUUGCGAGACAGAAGGGCUUGGACAGCUGAGACGGACGCCGGCUCACACUCGACCCGCUUCCCCAGAAGAAUCAGAAGAGCUACAAGAAGACCGGAGUCGUAGCAUGGAGGACCGUGCACGCGUCUCUCGAAGAUUGAUCCCGCAAGCGACCCCAUGCGGACUCGGGAUCCAAGCGACCACGGCGCCUUACCAAGCUUUGUGCUGCCACCGCUGCUCGUGGAGGAUGUCGGCGAGAUACGGGCUCGGGAUGCAGCACACUUGUCCGCCACGAGCUCAGCACCACGGACGUAUCCCGGCGCAGAGGACGACGCCGGUGGACGAACAAAGGGCCGGAAUACGCAUCGUGAGCCCCCCGCGGAUCGUCGAUGUGCCCGAACGCGGCGGGGUGCUCGCAGACGGCGGCCGCGGCGGCCCUCGCCUCGCUGUGCAGCUCUCGCUCGGCAUCGUCACGAGAUUCGGGGUCUUUGCGCAGGAGGCGGAGGGUCGUCCCCGUGCACGGCCCCCACUUGCUGAUGAAGUGGUACGCCUGGGAGCAGUCCAGCCCAGCCUCCUUCCUAUUGACAAGUCGAAUAUAUGAGCAAGAUGCGUAUCAGCAUAAAACGACUGACGAGAUGGCCUCUAUCUCGAGCGGGGUCGGCAGGUCUGAGACCACGACCUCGCCAUCGCGCUGCUCAAUCGACUCCUUCCAUCUGUAGGACCUUGGCGGCGAAGCCUGGAUUUAGGCGUGCGGGGGAGCACCGGAAGGCCGCGCAUGGACUGAUGACGGUAACAUUGGAAUCCGCCAGAGCCCAGUACUGGUGGUCGAAGGUUAAGAUUGCACGGUCAUCGUACACGGCCGCGCCGUCGGCGUUGAAGGCAACGAUGUUGAUGCCCAAUUGGAUUACCGUGGGGCAAUUUGUGCUCUAGACGGUAGUGGAGCAGGUAGAGGAGGAAGAUGGUCUUGCCAAUUCCCGGCUGGCCUGUGAUGACCAUCGCAUCCUGAGUGUGUUCUGCAAGUAUCCAGUUUCAAUGCUCUCUCCGAGCCAGAUGUAUUCGGGACGGACGACGACCACAUCCAGGAGUGCGGAUUUCCACCACAUGCCUGCAUGACCGAGCGGAUGUUGUGCAGACAGGCGUAUUCCCACUCGAGUUGGGGACUGUCGCCAUCGCGGACGGCGACGGGGACGCCGCUCUCAUCAGCAUCGCUGUCGAAGCUGGGCUGGGGCUGGUACCAAUAUGUCUUCAUCAGGAGAGAUGUCAGCUAUAGAGAUCUUCACUGUGGAGCGGUCGGGCCAGGGAUGCCCCCAUGCUUUCUCCCACAGUUGUGUAGCAAGUUGGAUGUUGGGGUUAGGAGAAGCAGUGGCCAUUUGUCAAGCUUGUCCCGGCGAGAUGGUUAUGGACGCCGGCUUAUGUAUCUGAUUUGAUUAGCCACGCCUGACUCUUAAUGAGUCGCGCCUGGUGUCUGCUCUGUGGUGUUUGCAGGAGCACAGGCAACGUGCAUGUCC